Chlorocebus sabaeus (green monkey) is the source of this 6200-nucleotide messenger RNA. It is a transcript of the gene KEL, whose product is annotated as Kell metallo-endopeptidase (Kell blood group). NCBI's taxonomy places the organism in Eukaryota, Metazoa, Chordata, Mammalia, Primates, Cercopithecidae. The record is from RefSeq and is a predicted model, not a curated record. Gene Ontology annotation, biological process: protein processing. Gene Ontology annotation, cellular component: plasma membrane. Gene Ontology annotation, molecular function: metalloendopeptidase activity.
CUCAGUCUAUAUAUAUAUACACACACCUAUUGAAAGAGGUCCAUCUACUUAUCACUUAAAUUAUUUCAAAAGCCAAUUUGUGGUAUACUGAACUUAGAAGUUACUCUUCCCCAAAGGAGCUCCCCAAUUCUCAAGUGUUGCUUCCUUUGAAAGAGCAAUCAGAACACCCCAAAGACCCACCCCAUGGUCUCUUUCUCCAUCAUCUUUUGGGCAAAGUCCAUAACAUUGCUUGUGACAUCAAGGCUUACUUCGGUUCACUCAGAACUGGGUUUAUUGUUCUUUAGGGGGUAACUUCUUAGUUGCUAUCACUGCAAUCAAGUGAUCUUAGAAGCAAAUUGCCACUCAUGUGCACACUUGAGAGUGUCACAAUAGAUAUAUUAAUGUCCUGUCCUUGAUUUUGAUACCAUAUCCACUGUGGAUGGCAGCUGAUUAUGGAUAGAAUAUUGUGGCAAAGGCCGUGAUCUUCAGAUGAUGAAACUGAAUGUUGGCGAGUCUGAGAAUACCAGUCCCCAAAACUGUCGCCUCACAAGGCCAAGCAGUGAAAAAUAAAGAAGAUAAGAAAAAUAAAUAAACUCUUUAAAAAGAAGAGUUUAGAUGAAGGAAGAUGUUUACUAUGAAGACACUUCCAAAAAACAGAAACUUAGUGACUGAGAGGCUCAAUGGUUAAGGUUUUGGUUCAAUUCUCGGUUCUGAUAAUUAUUAAUUUUGUAACUUUGAGUAAGUUCACUGUACUUUCAUAUCGCUCUGACUGCUCAUCUAUAAAAUGGGGAAAAUAAUAGCUGCUAUCUCCCUCACAAAGUUGCUGUGAAGACUGAAGGAAAACAUACAAGCAAAACAUUUAGCACAUUCCUAGCACAAAGGAGGUGCUCCAUAAAAAGUGGUUAUUUUUAUUAUUACCAAUAUUUUAUUUUGAUACUAUUAUGACAUCAAACAAAAGCUCCUGGAAUUAGAAUAAAUGGACAGGACAAUUAAGGCAAGCAGGAGGCAGCAUCUGCAAAGUGGUCCGUGUGCCACAGCUGUUAACACACCUCUUCUCUGUGUUUAGAUCUGAGUGAAGGCUGCUGCACGGCCAUGACUGGGUAAGGCUGUGCUGGUGAUAACUCACCAUGGAGUAGGAUAUGGGUAAUAAGAGGAAGUCAUGCUCCUGAGACAGCUCCCAGGACGGAGGUUGCUUGGCUUUCAGGAGGCAGCUGAGUAGGAACGGUGGACCCGGCAGCUGUGCUGCCCUAUCCCUGUGGAUGGCUCAGCUUCUCUGACAGGGAGAGAACCUAAGUCUACGCUGUGGUGGCUGUCCAUAGGGGAAUGUCACAGAGCACACUCUUUCUUCAACUUUUUCUUAUCUAAUCUAAGUGGUCUCCAUUAUCAUUUUCCCAGGGAAACAUCAGCUCAGGGGAUUUGAUUGACAGAAAAAGAGUGAGGAAGGGAAUAUGUGUGAAGGAAGCUAAAAGCCCAUGGGGAGAGUAUUGGACUUUCUGUGGAAGGGAAGUUUGAAGACGAGGCACCAUCAGGAUGUACCCACACAGACGCAACACCUCUAGAAUCCUGAGUCAGCAUCUUCCCCUCAUGCUGAUUCCUACUCCCCGCCCUAACGAAAAUUCCAUUGUUCGCUGGCAUCACUAUUCCCCUAGUCAUGCAGAAAUGCAACUUGGAGCUCCUCUGUGGCUCUAUUAUAAACCCCUCCUCCAUUCAACCCAUUACCAUGACUUUAUUCCAUACAGUUUUUCUUUCUAUGCACUUCCCUCCCCUCUGCCAUCCCUCUGCCUUCAUCACUCCUGCAAUACCAAACUAACCACUCUGUUUCUUGUCUUUAUCCAAUCCGUCCAGAUUCCCAGUACCACACCAGCGUUUCUUAGAUAUUAUUAUGUCUUGCUACACCUUUCCUCAAAAGCCUUAUUUUCCCCAAUGCUUUCUUUUCUAAUGUAUGAAGUUCUGACUUUUCGUUAUGACUUUCAUGGUUCCCCACCAGCUGGCUCCAGGGGGCACAAUGGCUUUACUCCACUUCUCCACACCCACCCUCAUCCCAGUGAGUGCACCAUGGCCCUGGCGCAGUGCUGAUGGAAUCUGAAAAUAUCGCCAGGGAAUCAUUUGCAAGACUAUCCUAAUAAAUUACAUUUUUUUUUCCCUGGGAUCGGGAAACAAGGGACAGAGGGUGAAACACUUUCCCCAAAAAAUACGCUUGCCUCACUGAGACCAUAGGUAAGGGCUUAAUAUGAUGUGAGAAAGAGGAUUUCUAACUUGGAAUGUAAUUCAUUUCUUUGAAUAUUUAGAAAGCAUCUUGGAUGGGCAGGAAUGAAAACCAGACACUGUACCUGCCAUGACAUAGUUUUCAAUCAAUAAGGAGAUGAAGAGGCAAGCUACCAGUGUAACAGAAAGCAGAAUGAAAGAGAGAGGGACUCAGUAAAGCCUUGUUCUUUUGUUGAAGGCAUGGGAUCCUAUGAGGUAGGCAUGGGCAAGUAUUAUCUUCAUUUUCCAGAUGACAAAACUUGCUUACCUGCCUCAGAGUUUAAGUGGCUUGCUUAUUGUCACAGAGCUAAUAAUUAGCAGAUUAGGGUCUCUUAGCUGGGUGAUCUUUUGAAUGCAUGACUCGGCCAGCAGCCAGCAGAGCUAUGAAACACCGAAAGAAACAAUUAAGCCUGCUUGGGAACAGUGUGAACGGGCAUGGAGCUGGGAGGUCUCCUGGGAAAGGUGGCAUUUGACCUGGGAAUUGAUGAAUCCCAGAAAAGCCAAUCAGAGAGGUGUGAAAACAAAACUAAAAUGGAGACUGGGCCUGAAAAAUUCCCAGGCAGACAAAGCCAAAGACCUUAAAAAUAGCCAUGUUCUUGCUAAAACUACAAACAUAAGUGAAACUUAACUUGGGUCAAUUUCCGAUAAAUGCUUAUGACAGAAAUAACAAUUUAACCCCAGCCGAUGAUAAGUAGUCAACUAACAUAUGAUUAUGUGACUAGGGACUUUCCAAAAAGUUACUUUAAAAAGGCAAUUAUGUAACUGCAAACCAGUCAAAUAAUGUUUUAUUCUGCUUCUGUAACUUCCCAGUAAAUGCUUGCCUCUGACACUUUGUCAUCGCAACACUAAACUUUUGUCGGUCUGGUGCUCCCCAAUUUAUGAAUUGCUUCUUACUUAAAUAAACUCUUUAAAAUUUUACUGUGCCUCAUAUUUUUUAAUAGAGAAGAAAAGAGAGAAGGAAGAAUAUUUUAGAAAUAAAGGAACUUCAUGGGCAGAGUCACAGUGCGAGACAAGGAGCAGACCAAGGGCAAGAUUGCUGGGGGAGUGAGGACUCCCUCCCUCUUCUCCCCUGAGAAGCUGAGAUAAAGGGGGAGGAGAAACCUGGGUGCCCCCCACUGAUAAGCAGGCUCCACCCAGAGGCCAGUCCUGUGUGCCUGGGGACAAGGGGAAAGAGCAGCAGAAGUGUCCCUUCUCCAAGAUCAAGGAACUGGGGUGGGGGCAGAAGGGGGACUGUUUCCUGGACCCCAGUCCUCCAAAUCAGCACCUAGAGUGGAACCAGGAAGGAUUCUGGAGCCACAGAGGAUAGACAGACAGUAAGUUCCCUUUUGGAGUCAGAGGCCUUGGGUGGGGUGUGAGGGUGACUGUGUGCAAAUGUCCUGCCCCCACUGGAGGGGAGGGAACCUGAGGCUUACAGAGUAGAAAGGGGGAGAGAGAGGGAGGUAAUGGGAGAGGGAGUGAGAAAUGGCACAUUCAGGGGACAGGUUCAUUCUGAAGCCCAUCUGGGAAGACUGCCCUGAGAUAAAAAUAUGUGUUGGGGGGCAGGGCGGGCAGCGAGGGUAACAAAAUGGCCUGAGAAAACUCUCUUCAAUGCACCAUUUCCUGCACCAGCUUCUCUCUCCUCCUUCUCCCUCCACUCACUUCAGGAAGGUGGGGACCAAAGUGAGGAAGAGCCGAGGGAACCCAGCCAAGCAGGUGGAAUGGGGACUCUCUGGAGCCAAGAGAGCACUCCAGAGGAGAGGCUGCCCGCGGAAGGGAGCAGGCCAUGGGCAGUGGCCAGGCGGGUGCUGACAGCUAUCCAGGUUUUGGGCCUGCUCCUUUGUUUUUCUGUGCUUUUGUUCUACAUCUUCCAGAACUGUGGGCCUCGCCCCUGUGAGACAUCUGUGUGUUUGGAUCUCCGGGAUCAUUACCUGGCCUCUGGGAACACAAGUGUGGCCCCCUGCACCGACUUCUUUGGCUUUGCCUGUGGAAGGGUCAAAGGGACCUAUAAUUCUUUUCAGGAGCUUGCCACAAAGAACAAAAACCGACUUCGGAGAAUACUGGAGGCCCAGAAUUCCUGGCACCCAGGCUCUGGAGAGGAGAAAGCCUUCCAGUUCUACAGCUCCUGCAUGGAUACACGUGCCAUUGAAGCUGCAGGGACUGGUCCCCUCAGACAAGUUAUUGAGGAGCUUGGAGGCUGGCGCAUCUCUGGUAACUGGACUUCCUUAAACUUUAACCGAACGCUGAGACUUCUCAUGAGUCAGUAUGGCCAUUUCCCUUUCUUCAGAGCCUACCUGGGACCUCAUCCUGCCUCGCCACACACACCAGUCAUCCAGAUAGACCAGCCAGAGUUUGAUGUUCCCCUCAAGCAAGAUCAGGAACAGAAGACCUAUGCCCAGAUCUUUCGGGAAUACCUGACUUACUUAAAUCAGCUGGGAACCUUGCUGGGAGGAGACCCAAACGAGGUGCAACAACACGCUUCCAUGUCCCUCACCAUGACUUCACGGCUGUUCCAGUUUCUGAGGCCCCUGGAGCAGCGGCGGGAACAGGGCAAGCUCUUCCAGAUGGUCACUAUCGACCAGCUCAAGGAAAUUGCCCCUGCCAUCGACUGGUUGUCCUGCUUGCAAGCAACAUUCACACCGAUGUCCCUGAGCCCCUCUCAGUCCCUCAUGGUCCAUGACGUGGAAUAUUUGAAAAACAUGUCACAACUGGUGGAGGAGAUGCUGCUAAAGGAGAGGGACUUUCUGCAGAGCCACAUGAUCUUAGGGCUGGUGGGGACCCUUUCUCCAGCCCUAGACAGUCAAUUCCAGAAGGCACGCAGAAAGCUCAGCCAGAAACUGCGGGAACUGACAGAGCAACCACCCAUGCCCGCCCGGCCGCGAUGGAUGAAGUGCGUGGAGGACACAGGCACGUUCUUCGAGCCCACGCUGGCGGCUUUGUUUGUUCGUGAGGCCUUUGACCCGAGCACCCGAAGUGCUGCCAUGGAAUUAUUCACUGCGAUCCGGGAUGCCCUCAUCACUCACCUCAGAAAGCUUCCCUGGAUGAAUGAGGAGACCCAGAACAUGGCCCAGGACAAGGUUGCUCAACUGCAGGUGGAGAUGGGGGCUUCAGAAUGGGCCCUGAAGCCAGAGCUGGCCCGACAAGAAUACAGAGAUAUACAACUUGGACCAAACUUCCUGCAGUCUGUCCUGAGCUGUGUCCGGUCCCUCCAAGCUAGAAUUGUCCAGAGCUUCUUGCAGCCUUUCCCCCAACACAGGUGGAAGGUGUCCCCUUGGGAGGUCAAUGCUUACUAUUCAAUAUCUGACCAUGUGGUAGUCUUUCCAGCUGGACUCCUCCAACCCCCGUUCUUCCACCCUGGCUACCCCAGAGCUGUGAACUUUGGCGCUGCUGGCAGCAUCAUGGCCCACGAGCUGUUGCACAUCUUCUACCAGCUCUUGCUGCCUGGGGGGUGCCCAGCCUGUGACACCCAUGCCCUCCAGGAAGCUCUCCUGUGCCUGAAACGCCAUUAUGCUGCCUUUCCAUUACCCAGAGGAAUCUCCUUCAAUGACUCCCUCACAUUCUUGGAGAACGCUGCAGACGUGGGGGGGCUAGCCAUUGCGCUGCAGGCAUACAGCAAGAGGCUGUUAUGGCACCGUGGGGAGACCGUCCUGCCCCGCCUGGACCUCAGCCCCCAGCAGAUCUUCUUUCGAAGCUAUGCCGAGGUGAUGUGUAGGGAGCCCAGCCCCCAGGAAUCUUACGACACUCACAGCCCUCCACACCUCCGAGUCCAUGGGCCCCUCAGCAGCACCCCAGCCUUUGCCAGAUAUUUCCGCUGUGCACGUGGUACCCUCUUGAACCCCUCCAGCCACUGCCAGCUCUGGUAACUUGGUUACUGAAGAUGCCACAGCACAGAAAUAUCGACCAACACCUCCCUGGUCACAUCCACGGAAUCAGAGCAAGAUUUCCUUUCCACUUCUGUUCCAAAAAUAAAAGCCGGCACUUGGCUUCUGCUUGUCUCUUAA